CAGAACGCUGCUGCGCUUCUAGGGCGCGGUGCUGUACGCUCAUUACGGCGACGACGAYGAUUUCCGGGCGCUGCAGGACAAAAGCGUCAACAUGAACGGCAGAGUUAUGCUGAUCAGAGCCGGAAAGAUCAGCUUCGCCGAGAAGGUGGCCAACGCCGCCAGAAUGAACGCCUCUGCUGUUCUGAUCUACGCAGACCCGAGUGAUUACAACAUCAAAGAGGACACCGAGCUCUAUGGACAUGUMCACAUGGGCUCAGGUGAUCCUUACACCCCCGGCUUCCCCUCCUUCAACCACACCCAGUUCCCUCCUGCRGAGUCUUCAGGCCUGCCCAAGAUCCUGGCACAGACCAUCACGUUGAGCGUGGCAAAGAAAAUCCUUAACCAGCUAGGUGGUCCAAAGAGGCCCGAAAGGUGGGAAGGUUACAGCAAAUUAGGAGACGAGACUGACAUCAUCGCUAUGGAGGUCAACAACGUUCUCACAGAGAAGAAGAUCCAUAACGUGUUUGGGGUCAUCAAAGGUUUUGUCGACCCAGACCGCUAUGUGGUUAUCGGCGCCCAGAGGGACGCGUGGGGCCCGGGCUAUGCAGCGUCAACCGUCGGCACCAGCGUCCUGGUGGAGCUGGCCCGCGCCAUCUCUGACAUGGUGAAGAAGGGCGGAUUCAAGCCGAGGAGGAGCAUUGUGUUUGCUAGCUGGAGUGCUGGAGAAUACGGAAGCAUUGGCGCCACCGAGUGGUUGGAAGGGUAUUUGUCGUCUCUGAGCAUGAAAGCCUUCUCUUACAUCAACCUGGAUGGCAUUGUAACAGGUCUGAAUGGAUUUAAAGUAGCAGCCAGUCCUCUAAUGCACACCUUGAUUGAAAACACCCUAAAAGAGGUAAAAAUCCGAGAUAGCUCUCUUUAUAAGCAAUUUGCAAAGGACAACUUUGAAUCAAAUAUUCUGGAGCCGAUGCGGAUGGAUAGCUCUGCGUAUCCUUUCCUCGCCUUCUCCGGAAUCCCCUCCAUGUCAUUCAGAUUCUCCCCUGACAACUUGAACUACAAGCACUUUGGCACAAUGGAGGACACCAUCACAAACCUGAACGCUGCCACGUCCAGCCAGGUUCCCCUGCUAGCGGAGACAGCGGGCCGCUUCGCCGGCCUCAUAGCUCUGAGGCUGGUCCACGACCAUCUGCUGCAGAUGGACGUGAUGAAAUACUACAAGGUCGUUCGUUCUUACGUGUACAAGAUCAAUGGAAGAGUYAAGGAUGUUCUGCGGAUGCAACCCCAGCUGUUGCCCAAAUCCCUGACGGUGCAGUGGUUGAUCUCCGCCAUGGGUUCGUACAGCCGGGCCGCCCAGAGCCUACAGAACGACAUCCAGAACAGCGACCUUGAGGACAUCGAGAUGUGCCGCUUCAUCAACGACCGCAUCAUGGCGGUGGAAAGAAACUUCCUGUCCCAGUACGUCUCCCCCAGGCAGAGCCCAUUCCGCCACAUCCUGGUCGGCUCGGGCCCCCACACUCUCAAAGCUCUCACCAAACACCUGGACGCCCUGAAGACGAACAACCCUGAGGCAAACGCCGAGCUUUUCCUCAAUGAGUUCGCUCUGGCAACCUGGACCAUCCAGGGCUGCGCCAACUCCUUAGCAGGGGACAUCUGGUCUCUGGAUAAUGAAAUCUAAACCGACCAACAGUUGCACAACCUCUAAAAAAAAUWWWAAAAAUMAAUAMGUUUUAACAWUUGGAGAAAAUAACAUGAUCCCCCCUUUUAUAUUAAUUAGAGCUUACUUUUUAUCCACAUGUAACACUUGAAAAACCAAAUUUUUGAUGCUUUGGUGCUACUAAUGACUACUAGAACAUCCCAGUUUUACAUGGCAGUAGUAGCUAAUUGUGUUUUCCUGCGAAUGAGCUGAACGUAGAGCAUUUCCCAACAUCCUAAUAUGUCAUAAUCACUCCUAUGACUCAGAGAAUUACAUCACCAAAGGUCAGUAUGAUAAACUAAUAACUUUUUAUCUGUUUACUAAAAAUGAUUACAAUGCUGCUGAAGCCAAAUGUUCAAACCUGAGCUGGUUUACGUUGGCAGCUACAGUUUUCUAAAAACAUCAGUGAAACUCAUCAGUUUCAGAAGGUGCUGAAAUCAAUUGCAUAAAAUGAAAAU
Poecilia reticulata (guppy) is the source of this 2127-nucleotide messenger RNA. Lineage: Eukaryota; Metazoa; Chordata; Actinopteri; Cyprinodontiformes; Poeciliidae. The record is from RefSeq and is a predicted model, not a curated record.